Fraxinus pennsylvanica is the source of this 1461-nucleotide messenger RNA. Lineage: Eukaryota; Viridiplantae; Streptophyta; Magnoliopsida; Lamiales; Oleaceae. The record is from the annotation of a GenBank genome assembly.
AUGCAGUUUGAAUCUCGAUUCAACCUAUUGCACAUUCAUGAGCGAUGUCAGAGUGGGCUGGACUAUGACGGCCGUCCAGGUUUGUUAACCUGGUGCAAGAAAAGCUCGUCGUCAGGGCUGUGUGUUGUCCUAUUUGUGAAAGAUGAGUUUGCAGACAUCAAAAUUUCUGAAGUUGAUAGACAGAGGUUAAAGAUACAGAAUUCGACCAAGAUGAAACAAGGUAUUUGUAAUUCUUUGGGUAUUAUCGAAGAGUUGGAGGAGUUAUGUGAGGAAUGUAAAGUCGUGGUUCACAUUCCACGCUUCAUUACUAGAGAAGGGGCUUGGACUGCUGAGGUUUGGGCUUUCGCUGAACCCUGCAGACUAAGUCCAUUUGAACUGAACUUUGUUACCAUUUCUGGUGUUUCGUGUUAUGAUUUCUGCCGUGCUUGUGCAAAUUUAGUGAUUUCGUGGUGCUUGGAUCCUAUACAAUCUCAUUGUGCAGGCAGUCACGGGCAUCUGGAGAGAGGUGGAGGUGCAAGCUCAUUAAAUUCUGGACAAAACCUUGAAACAAGGCAACAAAAGUUGGGUGAUAGUAGAGAAAAGAAAGCAGAAAGUUCUAAGAAAAGAUUCUCUCGUUUGUCAAAAGAACUAGACAUAGACGAAAGGUGGUUUCUACUUCUUGAUUAUUUGAGCACUUUUGGUCUUAAGGAAUCACACUUUAUUCAAAUGUAUGAAAGACAUAUGCCAUCCCUUCAGAUAAAUGUUGACUCUGUAGAGGAAAGAUUAGGAUAUUUGUUGAGUGUUGGUGUCAAACAUAAAGAUAUCAGAAAAAUAAUUUUGAGACAGCCUCAAAUUUUGGGUUACACCGUAAAAAACAAUCUGAAGUCCCAUGUUGCCUUUUUGGGAAGCUUGGGCAUUCCAGAAUCGAGAAUAGGGCAAAUAAUUACUGCCACCCCAUCCCUGUUCUCUUACAGUAUUGAUAAUUCUUUAAGACCUACAGUCAGGUACCUUCUUGAGGAGAUAGGAAUCGAGAAGCAUGAUCUAAGUAAAGUUGUGCAGUUAGGCCCUCAAAUUCUGGUUCAGCGGAUAGACAAUACAUGGACUACUCGUUUCAAUUUUCUGACAAAAGAGUUGGGAGCACCCAGAGAGAGUAUAGUAAAGAUGGUCACGAAACACCCUCAAAUACUUCACUACAGCAUUGAAGACGGAUUACGCCCCAGGAUCAAUUUCUUGAGAAGUAUUGGGAUGUGCAACUCUGAAAUACUGAAAGUGUUAACUAGCCUUACACAGCGAAUUCGACCCCGCCAUAGGUUUUUGGUUUCCUUGAAGAAAGCUCCGAAGGGACCAUUCCCUUUGAGUUCACUGGUUCCAACUGAUGAAAGCUUUUGCCACCAGUGGGCAGGAACUAGCUUAGACAAAUAUCUGGAUUUUCGGGAGAGAUUGCUUCUCAAAGAGUUUGCAAAGAAGUACGAAAGGCAAUGA